AUGAGCAUAUCUAGUAGAAGUAUAAGGAUAUCACCGGAGACCAUGGCGUGCGUCAGUUUGAGGAGCAGCCUGAGGAUAUUGUGGACGGUGGUGGCGGCGCUCGUGUUCCUCACCAGGAGUAGUGCCGCGCCGACCUUCGGGGGAGCAGAUAAGGCGAUGAUGUACUUAGCGCAGUACGGGUACCUGAGUCCCUCCGUGAGGAAUCCGUCGAGUGGGCACAUCAUGGACGAAAGUUCGUGGCGUCGAGCAAUCGCGGAGUUCCAGAGCUUUGCCGGGUUAAAUGCGACAGGUGAAUUAGAUGAAGAGACUACAAAAGUAAUGUCAUUGCCAAGGUGUGGUGUGCGAGACAAAGUAGGCUUCGGAGAGAGCCGAGCCAAGCGAUACGCGCUGCAGGGUUCAAGAUGGCGUGUGAAGAACCUCACUUAUAAGAUCUCCAAGUACCCGUCUAAGCUGAACCGUGCUGAAGUCGACAAUGAACUUGCCAAAGCCUUCGCCGUGUGGUCUGACUACACGGACCUUACCUUCACACAGAAGCGGAGCGGACAAGUUCACAUCGAAAUCAGGUUCGAGAAGGGAGAGCACGGAGACGGAGAUCCUUUCGACGGUCCUGGUGGCACUCUUGCCCACGCUUACUUCCCCGUGUACGGCGGCGACGCUCACUUCGAUGACGCUGAGAUGUGGUCCAUUAAUUCGAGAAGGGGCACCAAUCUCUUCCAGGUCGCUGCGCACGAGUUCGGUCAUUCUCUAGGGUUGUCCCACAGUGAUGUCCGGUCAGCGCUCAUGGCUCCAUUUUACAGAGGUUACGACCCUGCCUUCCAACUUGACCAGGAUGAUAUUCAAGGAAUUCAGGCUCUCUACGGACACAAAACACAGACUGACAUCGGAGGGCCCUUGCCGGCGGCACCAUCUGUUCCACGCGCCACUACACAGCAACCUGCUGCCGAAGACCCUGCGCUCUGUGGUGACCCUAAGUUUGACACCAUCUUCAACUCUGCGGACGGUGGCACUUUCAUAUUCAAAGGCGAACAUUACUGGCGUCUCACGGAGGACGGUGUUGCAUCUGGAUACCCUCGUCUGAUCUCACGGGCAUGGCCUGGUCUGCCCGGCAACAUUGAUGCUGCCUUUACAUACAAAAACGGCAAGACUUACUUCUUCAAGGGAUCCAAGUACUGGAGGUACAAUGGACAGAAGAUGGAUGGAGACUACCCUAAAGAUAUUAGUGAAGGUUUCACCGGCAUCCCUGACAAUCUAGACGCCGCCCUCGUCUGGUCUGGCAAUGGCAAGAUCUACUUCUACAAGGGAUCCAAGUUCUGGCGCUUCGAUCCCUCUCAAAGGCCACCUGUCAAGGCCACCUAUCCUAAACCUCUCUCCAACUGGGAGGGCAUACCUGACAGCAUUGAUGCUGCCCUACAGUACACUAAUGGAUACACGUACUUCUUCAAGGGUGGUUCAUACUGGCGGUUUAAUGACAGAACUUUCAGUGUUGACUCAGACAAUCCAGCGUUCCCGCGGUCGACGGCGUUCUGGUGGCUCGGCUGCAGUAGCGCGCCGAAAGGCACCGUAGGAGAUGGGUCAGAUUCGGGCGACAACAGCGGGCGCAGCGGCGCGAGCACUCGCGCCCUUAUGACGCCGUUGUCGCUGACAGCACUAGCGACGCUGGUGGCGCUAGCGACCAGGGCGCUGCAGCCGCGCGCCUAG
Molecule: messenger RNA, 1698 nt
Organism: Spodoptera littoralis (African cotton leafworm)
Lineage: Eukaryota; Metazoa; Arthropoda; Insecta; Lepidoptera; Noctuidae
Source: the annotation of a GenBank genome assembly